AUGACAAGAGGUGAGAAAAUAUUUGUGUUUGACUUAAACGGAACUUUGCUAACAAGAGUCAAAGAAAACAAAGGAGAGCAUCUAAAAGUAAGAGAUGCAGAUGAGAUACUCCCUUCUAGAGGAGACCUGAUAUACAUCAGACCGCAUUUGGACGCACUGGCAUCAUACUUGCACGAGAACAAGAUAAAGUAUGUCCUGUGGACCACUGCGAUGGAGCACAACGGAGUCCAUCUGGUGAAUGCAGUGAAAAAAAGAGGUUUGGACAAGUAUCUAGGCACGCUCUUCCACUCGCACUCUACGCCUGUUGUGAGCCAUCCAUUCAAGCGCGCAAAGAACAUGAAGGUUAUUGCAGACCUAUACAACACAGAGAUAGAAAAUGUGUUCCUAAUCGACGAUGAGAUAAUAAAAUGCGUGCCAGAGUCUGCCUACAUACCCAUCUCUGAGUACAGCCCAAUGAACACAAAAGACGACGCACUUCUGCAGAUAAUAGAAACCAUCAAGGAGCUUGCACAGUAA
Nematocida minor is the source of this 516-nucleotide messenger RNA. RefSeq lists its product as uncharacterized. The transcript has a single exon. Gene Ontology annotation, molecular function: phosphoprotein phosphatase activity. The coding region runs from base 1 to 516 and encodes 171 amino acids. NCBI's taxonomy places the organism in Eukaryota, Fungi, Microsporidia. The record is from RefSeq and is a predicted model, not a curated record.